AAGCCAGUGGCAGUGGAGGGAAGCGCCGAAGACCAAAGCUUUCCGACCAGUUCCGACUCUACAAACAGUAGAAAUUAACCAAUAUGGCGGUCGUGCAUUCAGGAGUUGAACGAUUCGUAACAGUCGGAAUAUUUCGAUUUCGCCUAAAAUACUUGGCUCUGGGAGUUUUAACUGUUCAAACGUCGACAAUGGUUUUGGUGCUUCGCUACUCAAGAACUGUCAACAAUAGGACUGGACAAGAACCUUACUUAUCUUCGACCGCUGUAUUUUUAUCUGAAGUCCUGAAACUAUUUAUUUGUCUUUUUAUUGUUCUUAAAGACUCAAGAUUUCAUCCCAAAGAGUUUUAUAACGCCUUAUAUCAGGAUGUUUUCUCUAAACCAACAGUGAUAUUAAAAAUGUGUGUUCCUGCAUUUUUAUAUACCGUGCAAAAUAAUCUUUUGUACCUGGCACUGUCGAAUUUGGAUGCUGCUACUUAUCAGGUUACGUAUCAACUCAAGAUAUUAACAACGGCGUUGUUCAGUGUAUUACUUCUUGGAAAGCAACUUGGUAGACUGAAAUGGUUAUCACUAGUUAUUCUAAUGUUUGGAGUCACACUUGUUCAGUGGAGAGUCGAAGAUGAGCGUAAACAAGUAGAUGUAGAAGAUAAUGCCGAACAAAGAAAUAUUUCUAAAUCCCUAGUAGGACUUGUGGCGGUGCUGUGUGCAUGUUUUUCUAGUGGAUUCGCCGGAGUAUAUUUUGAGAAAGUACUGAAAACCUCUAAAUUAUCUCUAUGGAUGAGAAAUGUUCAGCUAGCGUUAUUUGGUAUAAUACUUGGCCUUAGUGCCGUAUAUAUCAAUGAUGGAACUGCAAUUCAAAAAAAUGGAUUUUUUCAAGGAUACAAUAAAUAUGCUUGGGCAGUUAUAUUUUUACAGGCUUUUAAUGGCUUGGUUAUUGCGACGGUUGUCAAGUAUGCAGAUAAUAUUUUAAAAGGUUUUGCCACAUCGAUAUCAAUCAUAGUAUCUUCCAUUAUAUCAUAUUAUUUCCUUCAUGAUUUUGAAGUAUCAAGACAAUUUUUAGCUGGUGCGACAGCUGUUCUAGUUGCAACAUACAUCUAUUCGAAACCUGAAAAACCUGUACCACAAUCAUCCCACGUUUUUAGAGAAAAUUGAUCAUUUAACGAUUUAACUGUUUAACCCCGGAUCUCACCGAUAGUCGACGAUGUAUUGUUGGUGGCAGGUGAAAAAAUCAAUUCUGGGUCUAUGUACAUUCAAUUCAGGCCCGUUCCAAACGUUGAACUUUUCUUAAGUUCAUUUGCAUUCGAUUUGGCACAUGAAAAGUUCGGCGUCUGAAACAUGCUUCACGUGCACGUGCACGUGCGUUGAUUUAUCUUAACAAACUGAGCAAU
Molecule: messenger RNA, 1384 nt
Organism: Dendronephthya gigantea
Lineage: Eukaryota; Metazoa; Cnidaria; Anthozoa; Malacalcyonacea; Nephtheidae
Product: UDP-N-acetylglucosamine transporter-like
Biological process (GO): pyrimidine nucleotide-sugar transmembrane transport
Cellular component (GO): Golgi membrane
Molecular function (GO): UDP-galactose transmembrane transporter activity
Source: RefSeq, a predicted model, not a curated record